AUGCAGCUCCAGGUGGUGGAGUCGCAGAUCAUCAAGGUCAUCCAGUUUCUGGAGACGAUGAUCGUGCGUCACGGGGUCAUGCUGGUCGGCCCGACGGGAGGCGGCAAGACGACCAUUUACAAGGUGAAUUUAAGGCCGAGGUGUCAUUGGGGGCCUAUGUGGCUGAUAAACUCGUUGAAUCACUUUACUGUAGUGUCACGGUCGGCAACCUGUGGCACCGGAAUGAAUUGAACCCCCACCUGCAUUACAAUAGUUCUUUUAAUGCACAUUUCUUACGGGACGCUUUCCACCCAAUGCGGCUUUGUUUUAAGUUUAAGAUUAAGAGUUUAAAAAUCAAUAAACUAUCAUUUUUUUCUCCAUAUUUGAGGGCCCACGAUUAAUUUAUUCAUCGUUUUUGGCUCCUGUCUUGAAUUCAGAGUUUGCUUUCUCUUAGAUGAGUUGCCGUUCAAGGCUAACGAGUCCCAUCCACCCGAGGUGCUUGGGAUGUUGGUUUUGGUUGGGAUUGAACUCCAGACCACUAGCUAUUUGGAUUUAGUCAGUUUGGAUUGCUCGGCCAACCAGAACUGAUAGAAUUUGCAUGCAGUGGCGUAGCUAGGGUUAGUUACACCAGUGGAUGGCAAAUGUUUUUUGCUCUCCCCCCUCCCCAUAAAUAAACCAGGGAUUCUCAACCAGGUGUCGACGCGUGAAACCCCAUGCACAAGAAAACAUUUCAAACUGUCUUCAUUAAAUAAUAAAAAUAAAUAUUUAAAUAAAUUUUAAUGACUACCAAAGACAGUCAAUGUUGCGUAACAGUUAAUAACAUUCUAAGAACCUUUGUAUUGAGUGAUUACUAUUUUUUCCCCAACAGAUUCUAGAGCGGACACUCACCAAUCUGUACAACAUGCAGGUUGAAAACGAUUUUUAUCAACCGGUCCACGUGUACGUGCUGAACCCUAAAUCCAUCACCAUGGACGAACUGUACGGAGGGGUGGAUAAGUUAUCCAUGGAGUGGAAGGACGGACUGAUGGGCCUCACAGUCAGG
Molecule: messenger RNA, 1021 nt
Organism: Lymnaea stagnalis (great pond snail)
Lineage: Eukaryota; Metazoa; Mollusca; Gastropoda; Lymnaeidae
Source: the annotation of a GenBank genome assembly